AUGAAGAGCACCCUGAUUGCCCUUGCCACUCUUUGUGGCCAAAGUGUUGCGCAAACUCUAUACGCGGCGUCGUAUGCAGGCUCUGUCCAUUCCCUAGCCCUGAGCAAAGCAAAUGGAACACUUGGUCUGUCCACACAGUCCCUGUCGACAGAAUGUGGGACAAGUCCAUCGUGGUUGAUGUUGGAUGGUGACAACAAGAUCCUGUAUUGUCUGAAUGAAGCCAUUGGAGCAUCUAAUGGUAGCAUCACAUCCUUCAAUACCCAAGGCAAUGGAUCCCUCGAUGCCAUUAACACCUUGACCGUUCCCGGUGGCCCUGUCAUGUCUGCUAUGUACUCUGCUCCUGGGGUCCAUAACCAUAAAUUCUUUGCUGUUGCCCACUAUGAGACAUCGAUCGUCACAACAUACGCCGUCGACCCCAUCCGAGGCCACUUCAAGCUGAUCCAAACGUUCACAUACAACAUGUCUGCCCCGGGACCAAACGCCGAGCGCCAGGAUGCUCCUCAUCCCCACGGAGUGACGGUGGACCCCACCGGUCGUUUUGUUCUGGUGCCGGACCUAGGGGCAGACCUGGUGCGCAUCUUCCACAUCCACCCGACAACGGGACACCUGGAGCCAAUAGACCCAUAUGUUGCAGCUCCUGGAUCAGGACCUAGGCACGGGGUUUUCUGGACCCCCAAAGGGUCUCACGGCACCGAUGCGAAUGUCUAUUUCUUCCUUGUGCACGAGCUGAACAACCUCCUCAGUGGCUUCCGCGUCAGCUACACAGAGGGUCGAAUUCACUUUUCCAAGUUCUUCGAGGAGAGCUCGUUCGGAAACAGCACUGCUCCCUCUGGUUCCAAGGUGGCCGAAAUUGCAAUCUCGCCCGAAAACAACCACAUUGUUGUCAGCAACCGCCUGGACAACACCUUCGGCCGGAAGAACGACUCCCUCGCCGUAUUUUCAUGCGCUGAUAUCAGCGGGGCGUCCUUUACCGGCGUUCAGUUCCUUGGCUUGUACCCCGCGUAUGGCUCUUCGGUUCGCAACUUCGAUAUUACUGGUAGGCUGGGCUUGAUGGGUGUUGCUCUGGAGCAAAGCCAAAAGGUGGCUGUUGUGCAAUGGAACAAAGCCACAGGACGUCCUGGGAAGCUCUGGACCGAGAAAGAGCUUGAUGGGGAUAUUCCCGCCGUUGCAUGGGCACUUUGA
Penicillium olsonii is the source of this 1182-nucleotide messenger RNA. Lineage: Eukaryota; Fungi; Ascomycota; Eurotiomycetes; Eurotiales; Aspergillaceae. The record is from the annotation of a GenBank genome assembly.